Molecule: messenger RNA, 909 nt
Organism: Rotaria sp. Silwood1
Lineage: Eukaryota; Metazoa; Rotifera; Eurotatoria; Philodinida; Philodinidae
Source: the annotation of a GenBank genome assembly
AUGGCUAAUACGAAGUAUCCAGGUAGUGGCUACAAACGAGGUAGUGAAACUCAAGAAGAGGCACUUUUUCGUCGUUCGAAUUACUUUCAAAGCCUCGAUCUUGAACUACAUGACGGAAAACCAACGGCUCGGUUCUAUUGUAAUUCGAAUUGUGAACUAGAAUCUUUAGCUGAACAUGGUACUCUAGAUCCAAUGGAUGAGUUCGGAGCAAUUUAUACAUUGGGAUUGACAGUUUUUCGGCAACCCGAAAAUACUGGCUAUGCUUUCGUGGAAAUACCUGUGUACGAUGUGUGUGCUAUUGUAAUGUCUCACUAUCGCGAUUCAAAAGUUGAGAAUAAUCUUCUCACUUCAAAAUAUUCUAUUGGCCAAAAUCUUAAUCCAAUUGAAAAGUUUCGUCCUUUUCAAAAAUUGCUCGAUACUUUAGACAAAGAACCAAAACGACAUAAACUUGUCGACAUGAUGAUUGGAUCUUGGCGAAUUCUAAAUCAAACAACUAUGAAAAUAACAUUAAGUGAUAUUAGAAUCUUUCAUUUGAACCUAUGCCUUUAUGGAGAAAAAUGUAAUGACUUGAAAAAUGAACAGCAUUCUCGUGAAUAUUCACAUCCACCUUUAUGUCCAUACGCACAUAAUAUGACACCAUGUAAACACAAAGAUGAUAGCCAACAUAUGCUUUGGUUCAGGCAUCCUCAAAAAUGUUCGUAUGGUAGUAAAUGUGAAUUGAUUGAAAAUGAUCUCAGACAUUCAAAUGAAUUUGAACAUCCUGGAUUUUGUCCUGAUCGUGGUCGUUGUGAAAACAUGAAUAAUGAACAUCGGACAGUUUAUCAACACAUUCCAUUAUAUAAAUUUCGUCGUCAAUGUGUCAAUAAUAUUCAUGGAUUAAAUGAUCAUUAUCUUAGCUUUUGUCACUGA